Molecule: messenger RNA, 1440 nt
Organism: Camponotus floridanus (Florida carpenter ant)
Lineage: Eukaryota; Metazoa; Arthropoda; Insecta; Hymenoptera; Formicidae
Product: actin-like protein 6B
Exons: 6
Coding region: 283-1320 (345 amino acids)
Biological process (GO): nervous system development; regulation of transcription by RNA polymerase II
Cellular component (GO): SWI/SNF complex; NuA4 histone acetyltransferase complex
Molecular function (GO): chromatin binding
Source: RefSeq, a predicted model, not a curated record
GCAUGCGCGAGCUUCCUCUCCCUUCAGAUACUAUGAGCGGUGGUGUCUACGGCGGUGUCACUCUCGAUUGUUACGCUAGACGAGGUAGGCGCUAUCAUCUUCGACGUCGGACACCAGAGCCUCCGCGUGGGAUAUGGCGGCGAGGACACGCCGAAGGCCGAGAUCCCGACGACCCUCGGGGUGUGGGAGGAACCCGCGGAUCCCGGCGGGAUCGACUGCAACAAUGUCACCAGGAAACACUACAACAUCGACGUCACGGCUAUCCAAGUGCGAAAAAAGGAUAUGGAGAUAGUGAGUUUAAUGAAAGACGGCAUGAUUGAAGACUGGGACAUGUUUGAACGACUCACGGAAUACACGUACAAGCAACGACUACAUGCCUUAGCAGAACAUCAUCCGAUCUUGAUGACCGAGUGUCCAUGGAACACCAGACUGAAGCGUGAGAAGUUGCUGGAGCUGAUGUUCGAAAAAUUCAAUGUACCGGCCAUGUACAUCUGCAAGAACGCUGUGCUAGCUGCAUACGCCAACGGCAGGUCCACGGCGAUGGUCGUGGAUAGCGGUGCCACACAUACCAGCGCGGUACCGGUUCAUGACGGUUACGUUAUCACCCAAGGAAUUGUCAAAAGUCCAUUAGGCGGCGACUUUAUCACCAUGCAAUGUAGACAAUUCUUCGAGGAGAAGGACAUCGAAUUGCUACCGGCUUGUCUCGUCGCUAGCAAAGACGUAGUGCGAGAGAGAGACCCACCACGUUGGACGAGACGAGCCGGACCUCAACCGACGUCUUCUUGGCUAAGCUACAUGGUUCGAGAAGUGCUGCAGGACUUUCAAAUGAACUGUCUGCAAGUAUCGGACAGUCCGUACGAUGAAGACGUGGCGAAUACUCUGCCCAUGAAGCAUUUUGAAUUUCCGACCGGAUACAACGACGAUUUCGGAUCCGUGAGGCUUAUGAUACCCGAGGCCCUUUUCGAUCCCAGCAAUGUUAAGGGCGUAGGUGCGAGUAUCUUGGGAGUCGGUCCUCUCGUCACCACCAGUGUCGGGAUGUGCGACAUGGACAUCAGACCUAGCUUGUAUGGCAGCGUAGUUGUGACCGGUGGCAACUCGUGUCUUCAGGGUUUCAGCGAGAGAUUGAAUCGAGAUUUGGCCAGCAAGACCCCACCGAGUAUGAGACUGAAAAUAAUUAGCGCGAACAGCUCGAGCGAGCGUCGUUAUGGUGCCUGGAUUGGUGGUUCGAUCCUCAGCUCUUUGGGCUCAUUCCAGCAAAUGUGGUUAUCACGUCAAGAGUACGAAGAAUCAGGCAAGCUCAUUUUAGAAAGAUGCGCAUAAUUCAGUAAAGGAGAAACUAACGAAACUUGAAAUAAAAGCUCAAAUUUUUCAAAUUAAUUAUUUUUUACUUUGGAUCUGUUUGAAUAUAUUUGAACAAAAAAUUCGUGCAUGUCAUUUAGA